This is a messenger RNA of Anolis carolinensis (green anole), 2873 nucleotides long. RefSeq names its product hydroxysteroid 17-beta dehydrogenase 8 (gene hsd17b8). The record is from RefSeq and is a predicted model, not a curated record. Gene Ontology annotation, molecular function: oxidoreductase activity, acting on the CH-OH group of donors, NAD or NADP as acceptor. The transcript has 9 exons. Bases 1339 to 2112 code for a protein of 257 amino acids. NCBI's taxonomy places the organism in Eukaryota, Metazoa, Chordata, Lepidosauria, Squamata, Anolidae.
UAUUAUUAUUAUUAUUAUUAUUAUUAUUAUUAUUAUUAAUCUUUAUUGCAAUGCUCAAACCUCCCAAGUUGUUUGGAGAAGUUACUUUUUUAGAAUUGGGAAAGUUACUCCUUUGGAAUUGCAAGGCCUAAGGUCCUCCAAGAAGCUUAGGGGAGUAUUAUUAUUAUUUAUUGCAAUGCCUCAAAUUUCACAAAGGGCUUGGAAAAGUUACUUUUUUGGAAUUGCAAGGCCUAAGUCUUCCAAGAAGCUUGGGGGAGUAUUAUUAUUAUUAUUAUUAUUAUUAUUAUUAUUAUUAUUAUAUAUUGCAAUGCUUAAACCUCCCAAGUUGCUUGGAGAAGUUACUUUUUUUAGAAUUGGGAAAGUUACUCCUUUGGAAUUGCAAGGCCUAAGGUCCUCCAAGAAGCUUAGGGGAGUAUUAUUAUUAUUUAUUGCAAUGCCUCAAAUUUCACAAAGGGCUUGGAAAAGUUACUUUUUUGGAAUUGCAAGGCCUAAGCCUUCUAAGAAGCUUAGGGGAGUAUUAUUAUUAUUAUUAUUAUUGUUAUUAUUAUUAUAUAUUGCAAUGCUUAAACCUCCCAAGUUGCUUGGAGAAGAUACUUUUUUAGAAUUGGGAAAGUUACUCCUUUGGAAUUGCAAGGCCUAAGGUCCUCCAAGAAGCUUAGGGGAGUAUUAUUAUUAUUUAUUGCAAUGCCUCAAAUUUCACAAAGGGCUUGGAAAAGUUACUUUUUUGGAAUUGCAAGGCCUAAGCCUUCUAAGAAGCUUAGGGGAGUAUUAUUAUUAUUAUUAUUAUUAUUAUUGUUAUUAUUAUUAUAUAUUGCAAUACUUAAACCUCCCAAGUUGCUUGGAGAAGAUACUUUUUUUAGAAUUGGGAAAGUUACUCCUUUGGAAUUGCAAGGCCUAAGCCUUCCAAGAAGCUUGGGGGAGUAUUAUUAUUACUAUUAAUAUUUAUUGCAAUGCUCAAACCUCCCAAGUUGCUGAGAGAAGUUACUUUUUUUAGAAUUGCAAGGCCUAAGGUCCUCCAAGAAGCUUGCAGGAGUAUUAUUAUUAUUAUUUAUUGCAAUGCCUCAAAUUUCACAAAGGGCUUGGAAAAGUUACUUUUUAGAAUUGCAAGGCCUGAAGUCCCCCAAGAAGCUUGCAGGAGUGUUAUUAUUUAUUGCAAUGCCUCAAAUCUCCCAAAUGGCUUGGGAAAGUUGCUUUUUUUGGAAUUGCAAAGCCUAAGGUCCUCCAAGAAGUUUGGGAAAGCUGUAUUAUUAUUUAUUGCAAUGCCUUAAAUCUCAAGGAGCUUGGGAAAGUUACAUUUUUGGAAUUGCAAGGCCUAAGGUCCUCCAAGAAGCUUGGAGUAUGACUAUUAUUGUUUUUGUUAUUAUUUAUUGCAAUGCCUCAAAUCUCCCAGUGGGCUUGGGAGGCGGCAGUGGCAUCGGCCGGGCGGUCUGCUCCCGCCUGGCCAGGGAAGGGGCCUCGGUGGCCGUUGCCGACCUCCAUGAAGCCGGGGCCCAAGGGACGCUGCGGGGGCUGCCGGCGGGGGACCACCAGGCCUGGACCCUGGACGUGGGGAGCGCAGGCAGCGUGGCCGCUCUCAUGGCCCACAUCCAGACCCACUUCUCCCGCCCGCCCAACGUCUGCGUCAACUGCGCCGGCAUCACGAUGGACGAGUUCCUGCUCCGGCAGAAGGAGGAGGCCUUUGAUGCCGUGCUGCGGGUCAACCUCAAGGGGACCUUCCUGGUGACGCAGGCCGUGGCCCGGGCCCUGGUGGAGAGCGGUGGCUCCGGAGGGGGCUCCAUCAUCAACAUGGGGAGCAUCGUGGGAAAGGUGGGCAACCUGGGGCAGGUGAACUACGCAGCCUCCAAGGCCGGAGUGGAGGCCCUGUCCAAGACGGCGGCCAAGGAGCUGGCCAGGUACGGCAUCCGCUGCAACACGGUGCUGCCGGGCUUCAUCCGCUCCCCCAUGACGGACACGGUGCCCCAGAAGGUCCUGGACAAGUUUGCAGCCAUGGUGCCUCUGGGCCGACUGGGAGACCCUGAAGACGUGGCGGACGUCUGCGCCUUCCUGGCCUCGGAGGAGAGCCGCUACAUCACCGGAGCCAGCAUCGAGGUCACAGGAGGCCUCUUCAUCUGACCUCGUCCCCAAAAAAGGGAAAUUACACUCUUUAUAUACUCUUUAUGGAUGAUUCCUUGCUUGGCAAGACAAAUUUUGAAUGCAAAUGGAAACUGAUUCUUCAAGAGUUUUUGGAAUGUUUUAUUUUUUGGUCCCAAAGGCCAGUCCUUGGACUAACAUUAGCCAAAUGGGAAGGGAUUGAGUUCUGCCUUCUUCCCUUACGGCAGGUGGGUCAGACUGGAUGGCCCUUGGGCACCCUUUCCAGCUCUGUGAUCCUCAGUGGGAUUUCUCAACUCCCUGCAAAGCUUUGAGUGCUUUGGGUUUUGUUUGCCUGAUCAUUUCACGUGCCUUCGGAUGGACAGACCAGCGAAUCCAUUAUACAGUAGAGUCUCACUUAUCCAACACUCGCUUAUCCAACAUUCUGGAUUAUCCAACGCAUUUUUGUAGUCAAUGUUUUCAAUGCAUCGUGAUAUUUUGGUGCUAAAUUCGUAAAUAGAGUAAUUACUACACAGCAUUACUGCGUAUUGAACUACUUUUUCUGUCAAAUUUGUUGUAUCACAUGAUGUUUUGGGGCUUGAUUUGUAAAAUCAUAACCUAAUUUGAUGUUUAAUAGGCUUUUCCUUAAUGCCUCCUUAUUAUCCAACAUAUUCGCUUAUCCAACGUUCUGCCGGCCCGUUUAUGUUGGAUAAGUGAGACUCUACUGUAUUGAGAUAAAUGUGCACUCAGGGAUGAGGAUGAUAAUAGUGAUGACGAUGAAGAUAAUAAAGAUAAUAACCACACAA